Austrofundulus limnaeus is the source of this 877-nucleotide messenger RNA. It is a transcript of the gene slc6a11a, whose product is annotated as solute carrier family 6 member 11a. Gene Ontology annotation, molecular function: gamma-aminobutyric acid:sodium:chloride symporter activity. Gene Ontology annotation, biological process: sodium ion transmembrane transport; nitrogen compound transport; amino acid transport. Gene Ontology annotation, cellular component: cell projection; plasma membrane. Lineage: Eukaryota; Metazoa; Chordata; Actinopteri; Cyprinodontiformes; Rivulidae. The record is from RefSeq and is a predicted model, not a curated record.
GACCUGGUUUGGCAUUUAUUACAUAUCCUCGUGCAGUCGCCAUGAUGCCUUUUCCUCAGAUAUGGGCUAAAUGCUUCUUUAUCAUGCUCAUCUUGUUGGGCGCAGAUACGCAGUUUGUGAGUCUGGAGUGUUUGAUGACUUCAGUCACAGAUAUGUUCCCCUCUACGCUUCGGAAAGCUCAUCGCAGAGAACUGCUGCUGCUCUGUCUCUGCACUGUUUGCUUUCUUCUCGGCCUGCUUCUCGUCACAGAGGGGGCGCUGUAUUUCCUCCAGCCUUUGAUUUCUAUAUUUUGCAGUGGCAACACUCUUCUCCUCCUUUCAGUCUGUCAGUCCAUAGCAAUUGGAUGGAUAUAUGUUCUUAUGUGUCCUCGCUGGCUUGGGAUCCUCAGGGAGGAGCUGGAAGACGGUGCUGAGGAGAGAGAUGUUUGGGUUUCCCUUUGAGAAACGAACAGAAGAAAAAUGGAUGGAUGAAAAAAUAAUUGUGUCCAUAUGUAUCUCUAGCUUUCCAGCCUGCAACUGAUGCUGCCAUAAAAUGUUCUUAUUUUAUGCUUGUUGAAGAUGUACUAUGAAACAAAUUGUGUAUUGACACAAAUAUGAAAUGAUCAGAGCAUUACAAGAUUAUUUUUUUCUGCUUUAAUUCUUAAAGAUAAUCCAAAAAUAGAUAACUCACAAAAGGAAAUCUUUUUAAGACAGGGAAUCGUCAAACAAUAUGAGUUUUUAAAAAUACAUUUUCACAUCAAAACUGUUAGUCAUCCAUAACAUUUUCUUUUUAUUUCAUUGGGCCACAUUUGCAACUUUCUGAUUGUCUAUUCCUUAUUUAAAAAUCAAAUUUGUACCUUUUUAUUUUAAACUUUAGUAAUUUAAAUUUUCUCCUUUUU